This is a messenger RNA of Maylandia zebra (zebra mbuna), 1826 nucleotides long. Its product is annotated as MAGUK p55 subfamily member 7. Lineage: Eukaryota; Metazoa; Chordata; Actinopteri; Cichliformes; Cichlidae. Gene Ontology annotation, molecular function: protein binding. The record is from RefSeq and is a predicted model, not a curated record.
UGCUAAACCAAACUGAGCAUAGAGGCAUGUGCAUGCUGCUAUCAUCAAUGAUGUCUGGAACUGAGCCACAUACCGACAGAGAGGAGGACUACAGGUUUCUCCACAGCAUGCUGAUGGAGAAGAAGCUUCACUUGCUCUUCAAGAUUCACGAGCAACUGAAGCGUUUUGAGAAGCGAAGCCCCGUCCCCGUCCAGGAGCACGCGGCGAAUCUGGCCUCAAGUUUGGCAGAGGAGCUCAUAUACCAGGGUUGGAGAGAGGAAGUCAAAGAGCUGCUUGCCCUCAUUUCCAAACCCCACUUUCAGAGUCUCCUGCAUGUCCAUGACGCUGUAGCUCAGAGAGACUUUGAGCCUGUUCUGCCACCCAUACCUGAUGACGCACUGGAGGACGAGGAGGAUUCGGUCAAAAUUGUCAGUUUGGUCAAAACCAAAGAGCCUCUGGGAGCAACAGUUAAGAGGGAUACAUCCACCGGGGCUAUUGUUGUGGCGAGGAUCAUGAGAGGAGGCGCAGCUGACAAAAGCGGCCUCAUCCAUGAAGGCGAUGAGCUGAAAGAGGUGAAUGGAGUCCCACUAGAGCACAGGAAGCCAAAGGAAAUCCUUCCCCUGCUGGCUCGCUCUAAGGAUGAAGUCAGGUUCAAAAUUAUUCCUGCAUACUCCAGGGAAGAAAUGUCAACAACUAAGCAAAAGCUGUUUGUGCGAGCUCUGUUUGACUAUGAUCCCAAUCAAGAUCCUAGCAUUCCAUGCAAGGACGCUGCACUCACCUUUAAAAGGGGUGACGUCCUCCAGAUUGUUAGCAUGGAGGAUGACACCUGGUGGCAGGCCUGUCACCUCGAGGACAGCAACGGUGGAGCUGGGCUCAUCCCCUCGAAGGAGCUGCAUGAAAGAAGAGUCGCUCUACAGCGACCCAAAGCUCUGUUCCAGCCUCAAAGAGUCAAGCCACCAGUUUUUCCAGUCACGGAGGAUGCAGACUAUAGAGCUAUAACAGGGAUCCAUGUUGCUGGGUUAAGAAGGAGUUUCCGACUCGGUAGAAAGAGCAGCUGGGCCAAAGAAGCUGCUCGGUUCAGGAGAUGGAGCGCCGGGGUACGCAGCUCAAUUUGUCCACCUACCUACAUAGAGGUGAUCCCCUACCACAGGGAGCCAAAGGACAGACAUCGAGUGGUCAUCCUGGUUGGGCCCAGCGGCGUUGGCGUUAAUGAACUGAAGAGGAGGCUGCUGAUCUCCGACCCCGACCGCUAUGGCGUCACCGUACCCCACACCACACGGGAGAAGAAAAGGCAGGAAAGCGAAGGUGUGGAUUAUCAUUUUGUGUCAGUCCACAUGUUUGAAGAGCUCAUUCUGAGUCACAGGCUUAUUGAGUAUGGGAGUUACAGAGGUCACUACUAUGGAACGAGUCUAGACUCUGUGCACAGAGUGAUGGCAGAGGGCAAGGUCUGCCUCCUGGAUGUUCACCCCAGUAAAAUAAAGCGUGUGUACACGUCUGAAUUUAAACCAUACGUGGUGUUUGUCAAGCCACCGCGCAUAGAGGAGCUACGCCUCACCAGACGGAGAGCUAAAUUUGUCUGUGAUGAAGAGGAUAUUAACCAAGUCAGGAUCUUUUCAGAGGCGGAUUUUGAGGACAUGAUUGACUUAGCUGAAAACAUGGAGCGCCAGUACGGUCACCUGUUUGACAAGGUGAUUGUUAAUGGAGAUAUCGCCUCUGCGUUCAGAGAGCUGAGGUCAGACCUCGAGAAGAUUCAGGAGGCACGGGUCCAGUGGGUGCCCACAGAGUGGAGCUUCUCCUCACCAACAAAAGCACGGAGAAGCUGUAGUCAUCUGCCCAGCUGGAUUUGA